Durio zibethinus is the source of this 1080-nucleotide messenger RNA. NCBI's taxonomy places the organism in Eukaryota, Viridiplantae, Streptophyta, Magnoliopsida, Malvales, Malvaceae. The record is from RefSeq and is a predicted model, not a curated record.
AUGGCAGUUCAUGAAGCAAAUAGGUUUAGCUCAAAGCAUUUCUACUUGGCCGUGGAGCAUUCAGGUCUUGAGUUGAUUUCCUUAUCAAAUAAUGAGAUCAAUGGUUCCAUUCUACGAGAAAUAGGGAGGUUGAGUUCAAUUUCCUGCAUCUUUUUCUCUUAUAACCAUCUACGUGGUUCUAUUCCUGGAGAGGUUUGCAGCCUUUCCAAGCUCACUGGUCUUGGCUUGUCACAGAAUAAUUUCUCUAUAAGUAUUCCACCUAAAAUCGGAAGGUUGAGUUUACUUUCUCUACUUCUCUUUGAUGCAAACAAUCUCACCAGUCCAAUACCUAUUUCUAUUGGAAGCUUGCAUAAUUUGUCCCAACUUGUCCUAGUUGACAAUAGUCUCAAUGGUGCCAUACCUAGAGAAGUUGGGAUGACGAAGUUACUCAAUAUGCUUGAUCUUUCAAUAAACCAACCAACUGGUCCUGUCCCAACAUCUCUGGGAAACCUAAGGAACUUGUUGUUAAGUAAUAACCUCACUGGUGUCAUCCCUGCUUCCAUAAGAAACUUAACCAAAUUGUCUACUCUUUACCUUUUUGAAAAUAAGCUUUCCGGGUCAAUACCUCAAGAGAUAGGGAUGCUUGUAUCUCUUACAGAACUUUUUUUCUUUGAUAACAAUUUCUCUGGUUCAAUCCCUGCUUCCAUAGGAAACUGGACCAGCUUAUCUACUCUCUACCUUGAUCAAAAUAUGUUUUCUGGUUCAAUCCCUGCUUCAAUUGGAAACAUGACGAAGCUUGUGGGCAAUCUUACUCAUUUGGAAUCACUCCAAGUAUCGGACAACCAUCUCGGUGGUCCAUUACACGAGAAUGUAUGCUUCGGUGGACAACUCAUAUAUCUUGGGGCUAUCAACAACAAUUUGACGGGUCUGAACCCAUCAAGUUUAAGAAACUGCAAAAGCUUUUACAGAGUUAGGCUUAAAGGAAAGCAGUUGACAGGAAAUAUAUCAGAAGCUUUUGGUAUAUAUCCUAAUUUGAAUUAUAUUGCAUUAAGCAACAACAAAUUUUAUGGUGAACUUUCUUCGGGUAAUGCCAUAGUCUAA